AUCGGUUGGUCGACGGAUGUGAACGAUCCGCGUUCCCAACGCUAUUCGAGAUUCGGGUUGGCCAGAUAAAGACCGCGAAGGCAAAGAACGCCGCAAAACAAAAAAAAAAGACGUAAACAAAAAGUAUAGUUUGGUGCCAAUUCUGCCGCUUUAAGUGCCAAAAAAAUAUAUUCAAAGUGAACUAAAAACUAAAUAAACAAUUAUGGCUGGACAGUCAGUGGUCUCGAGUGUUUGGCUUUUGUCUGGAGUUCUAUUACUCAUUACUGGGACAAAUGCCUAUGGAUUUGGACGUUGCCCGAAUUACCCAUCGAUGCCAAAGUUUAAUAUGAGCCGGGUCCUUGGACAUUGGUUCGAGGUGGAGCGUUCAUUUUAUCUUCCAGAAAUCGCCUCGGGAUGCACCACCUUCCAGUUUGAGCCCUACAACAAGGGAGAACUAUCAAAAUUUUCUAACUUCAAACUAGCUGUGGCUAUUAAAAACAUCAACCGCAUAACUGGUAAUCCGAAUGUAAACAUUGGUUAUGCGACGCCGGAGAACAGUCGAUCCUCCAUAAUGGAUUUCAAGUUCACUACACGUUUUCCGGACGUAAUUGCUCGUCUGCUGCCAGGUUCAGGGAAGUACCAAGUGCUCUACACGGACUACGAGAACUAUGCCAUUUUGUGGUCCUGCGGCAGCAUUGGAUCCCUGGGCCACUCUGACCAGAUAUGGAUUCUUGGGCGUGAUCGAGACUUUGAGGUUGAUAUUCGUUCUAAAGUCUAUGACGUUUUGAAGCGACUCUCAUUGGAUCCGGAAAGGCUAAUUAUCAGCAAGAACAAACAAUGCCCAGAGGCGCUGUAACACGCUCCAUGCCCGGCUCAUCCCCCAUCCCAUAUAUAUAUUUAAGUUCAUUCGGUUAAGGAACAAAUUCCAUUUGAUGCCUAAUCUUUUAGGCUGCUGUGAUAUCCGAGGAGUGUGAAUCGGCGAUUUGAGGCGAAAAAACGCAAAUACAAAAACAAAUAAGAGUAACUCGAUCGGGGAUUUUCAAUAAUAACAUGAACAUUGCCAAUUAACGUGGGUGUCCUAAUUAGUUUGCAAUAAAUAGAAUUUCCCAGUCA
Drosophila eugracilis is the source of this 1092-nucleotide messenger RNA. RefSeq names its product apolipoprotein D. The coding region runs from base 203 to 835 and encodes 210 amino acids. The transcript is spliced from 5 exons. The record is from RefSeq and is a predicted model, not a curated record. Lineage: Eukaryota; Metazoa; Arthropoda; Insecta; Diptera; Drosophilidae.